Trichobilharzia regenti is the source of this 1977-nucleotide messenger RNA. The record is from the annotation of a GenBank genome assembly. Lineage: Eukaryota; Metazoa; Platyhelminthes; Trematoda; Strigeidida; Schistosomatidae.
UAACGGACCGUAUCGUUUCGAGAACUAUUCAGAUUUUCGGUUCAUUUCUGACGUGGUGUGACCUCAAAAUACUCGCCUCAAGCUCUAUCCUGGGUGCUUUGAACAGUCUAGUCCUGGCGAAGAUUUUGGCCGAUGAAGAAUAUUCAUCUAUUUUUGAAUACAACAAUUUCCCAUCGAUUAAUCCGCGACUGCAUAUACUCACGUAUUGUGGAGCGUUUAUGGGUCUAGUGUUUUGUUUUACCGUUUUGAUUCUCAAUAAACUCACACUAAACUACUGUCAUCCAGCAGAGAGCGUAUUCUCCAUUGCGAAAGAUCAUGUGAUGACACGUGUCUUCACAACUGUCGGUAGGAUGCUGUACUUCAUACUAUUGUGUGCAAUGUGCCCUAACCAUAUUCUUGGCUCUUCACAGAAUGUGUCCUUCUUUUGGAUAGUUGUAGACAAACAACUACUCCUGUUAAUGUUUUUGACUACCUUCCACCUGCAUUUCUGUUGGAGUUGUGCGAUUGACAUCUUGAAAUCACAGUUUUUGAAGCCUGUUGACAUCCCUUUGUUAUCUGUUAUCCGACCUUCUCGUUCUGUUCAGGGGAUCCUAAGUAACUCCAGUGAUACAAUAGAACAACACUUGGUUUUUGAAAGAUUGGCCGACCUGGUGGCUACCAGUCAAUCCGUCAGAUCAUCCAUAUUUUCCCUCAGUCAUAUAGGUGGUCGGCCUGUAGUAUGGAAACAAAUAAGCAACUUAUGUAUCCACUUAAUUGAUCAGUUUGUGACGAACGUUCAAAUGGCAAAUAAUUGUGGGAUUAACAACUUGGGUACACCUCUCUGGCCCAAAAGUGUAGAUAUUAAAUACAAACAACACCUGCCAUCAUCAUUCAAGGCACAAAUACGUCAACGCGACAUAACUACAACGAAAGCCUCCGUGACUACUGGUAAAUCAUGGCCUAAUCCCCAACCAAAUGGCUCUAUAAUCCUUCAAAACUUCAUAAAUGCUGGACGCACACUGUUUUCAAAAGUGUGUCCAUGGAUUCCUCAAACACCAGUUGUCAGUGUAUUUUCAUCAAAAAUUGCUUAUGCAUCGACAGCUCAUCUCUUUGCGACUGCAACAGAUAUCGAUUAUGCAAAUAGCGCAAAUCCCAGUCAACUAACAGUACAAACAAGUGGUCAAAUUAUUAUAUGGGCAACAGAAGUUUUAGCCUGUUUAACAUUAUCUGCAUAUACUGAGGAUCCAUUUGGUACAGUUCAGCAGUCUUUGGGACAGAUUCUGUUACUAUUCGCUGAUGCAUUAGAGGCUGUUGAAAAGCACUUAAAGUUGGUCGGUUUAAUAACCAAUCAGUAUAAACAAAUGAUGAAUGGUUCAGUUACUGAUAACCACCAGACGACAAGCAGCAUAUCAUCAACAGAUAACAUACAAACUCCUUUAAGAAAUAGAAAACAAGUUUUAAACAAUGCAUUGCUUACAAAUGAUCAAUGCAAAUUCGCGUAUUAUCGUUUCGCCUCUGAUCCUAGCCUACCUUGGCGUGUAUAUGCAACAUUUUGUUGGGCUUUAACAAACUGUCUAAAUCAGUAUGGCGAUUAUCUAGAGACGAUAUCACUCAGUAAUAAAUCAAAAGAAAGACUCCAGAUGUUGAAAAUGACGCGGUGCUAUACAGCUUAAGAAAAGUGUUUAGAUAACAAACAGAGUUCUAUUUUUGUUCUAGAGAAUUUCAUGCAUUUAUGAUCUAUUUAUUUAUUGUAAGAAUCGUUACCAUGUGUGUGAAAUAAAUACAUAAAAGACAUUUUCUGCCUUUGCAAAUUUCAAAAAGACCAAGUAGUAGUCGUAGUAGUGGUUGUUUACGCACAGGAGAAUUGAAACAUCAUGCCAUCUUCAGUUGUUCCCUACUGGUAGCUGCUACCUUGACGUGGUGGUUGGGCUUGCAUUUCACAAUGACCCAACAAGCUACACAUGCUGGAGCUUUUGUUCCUGCAGGUCCUACCAUGCC